Molecule: messenger RNA, 1047 nt
Organism: Lactuca sativa (garden lettuce)
Lineage: Eukaryota; Viridiplantae; Streptophyta; Magnoliopsida; Asterales; Asteraceae
Biological process (GO): regulation of root meristem growth
Molecular function (GO): growth factor activity
Source: RefSeq, a predicted model, not a curated record
AUCGUUUUGUUCUUAAAAGUAUGCAUGCAAAGAAAGAAACAAAGAACAAAAUGGUUUCCAUAAGGUUUCGUAUCUUUGUCUUUGCAAUCAUAUUCAUGUUACUUAACGGUGUUGCAUAUUCUCUUCAAGAUGCUAAGAUGGUGAUGGUGGUUGGAGAUAAAUCUGCAGAAGAAGAAAGGCCCUUGUUGUCCAGACAAGAAAAGGGUACCCUCUAUGCAGUUUCUGCAAGUGUUGGAACAUUGGUAAAUGGAAUGAUAAAUGGUAGGAGAAUGCUGGUGAAGAUGGCGGAGGAACAACAUAUAAAUGGUGACGAGAUGGUGUCAAAGAAAGCUUCGUCUUCUUCAAGUGGAAACCCUAGAAAAGGUGGUCAUAAAAUGACCAAGAGAAGCAAGAAGAUAGAUCAUAAUGAUGAUGAUCAUCAUCAUGUCAAAAUGAGCUCGACUUUCAUGGCUCUUAAUUCUGAUUACCAUGUCCCAAGGUCUCAUCCACCCAAAAAUAACUGACUUCAUAUAGAUAGGGUUAAUGAUCGUAUACAUUCAAGAAAGGGGAGCAAUUUUGUAGUGCUAGUUUCUUUCUUUCUUUCUUAUACCUUUGCUCCAUCCUUUUAUUUGAUCUUGUUGGUAGGCUAUAUAUAGGUAAAACUUGUGGAAAUCUCAUAUAACUGUACGUUACCACACAUAUAUACUACUAGGAUUAAGACAGCUAAUAUUUUUGUUUAUAUAUAUCUAUUUAAUCAAUCAAUGUAUUAUUGAGGUUUUGGGUCAUUUUGGACACUUUGUACGUUAUGAUUAUCUUUUGCUGAUUAUUAUUUACUUCAGAUACUGAUAUUAUUUGUGAGUAACAUUAAAAGAGGUGCUAUCAAUCAAGAAACAUAGGUCAAAUUCUAUUUUUAUUUUCUUUUUGAAAAGAAGAGUCCUAUUAAAAACACUUCCCCUAUGUUUUUUAUAAGUUUUUUCUAAAAUGAAUCUUAAAUAAAACCUUAUGAUGAGCCGUCCACCACACAAACACACAACCAACACAAUAAAAUAAAAAAAUAAAAAAAAAAAU